Zalophus californianus (California sea lion) is the source of this 952-nucleotide messenger RNA. RefSeq names its product transmembrane protein 54 (gene TMEM54). NCBI's taxonomy places the organism in Eukaryota, Metazoa, Chordata, Mammalia, Carnivora, Otariidae. The transcript has 6 exons. The record is from RefSeq and is a predicted model, not a curated record. The coding region runs from base 221 to 889 and encodes 222 amino acids.
CGGGGCUGGGACGCCCGGGGGAUGACGGGAAGGGAGGCCGGGCCGGGCGCCGGCGAGCCCGCGGUUCGGAGCCGGACGGAGGCGUGGCGCGGGCAGCGCGGGCAGGGGCAGGCGGCGGGCCGGCGCGGAGGCUGCGGACCGGGAUGCAAGCGCGACCCCGCCGGCCGCAGCACCCGGAGCCCCGCUGAAGCGGCCACGGAGAGCCCGCGCGGGAGCCGAGAUGUGUCUGCGCCCGGGUGGCCUGAGUGUGGAGGACUUCCGGAGGGUGCUGAUGAAGACAGGGCUGGUGCUGGUGGUGCUGGGUCACGUGAGCUUCAUCGCAGCCGCUCUCCUCCAUGGCACCGUGCUGCGCUACGUGGCUGGCCCGCACGACGCUGUGGCCCUGCAGUACUGCGUGGUCAACAUCCUGUCUGUCACGUCUGCCAUUGUGGUCAUCGUCUCAGGCAUUGCAGCCAUCGUGCUGUCCCGCUACCUGCCCAGUGUCCCCCUGCGCUGGACAGUGUUUAGCUCGAGCAUGGCCUGUGCCCUUCUGUCUCUGACCUGUGCUCUGGGCCUCUUGGCCUCGAUCGCCGUGACCUUUGCCACCCAGGGCCGGGCACUGCUGGCCGCCUGCACUUUUGGAAGCCCCGAAGUGCUGGUACUGGUGCCCGACUGUCCCUUCGACCCCACACGCAUUUACAGCUCCAGCCUGUGCCUCUGGGGCAUCUCGCUAGUGUUCUGCAUGGCCGAGAGUGUGUUUGCUGUGCGCUGCGCCCAGCUCACCCACCAGCUGCUGGAACUGAGGCCCUGGUGGGGGAAAAGCAGCCACAACGUGAUGCAGGAGAGCCCAGAGCCUGUGGAGGGCCAUGACCUGCUGAGCUGCACCAGCUCUGAGCCGCUGACCCUCUGACAGCUGAUGCCCCAUCCAGGCCCCAUGACCACUAGGGCCCCACAACCCAGUCUGCGCUGUGAC